AUGGCAUCUGUGGCUCUCUACUACUUACCCAGCUGCUGCAUCACCACGCCCUUCCCCUACUCUCUGUCCCUCAUUCCCUUCCCGGCUUCCUCCCCCCAACCCACAGCAGCAGCAGCGCUAUCAUGUCAGCCAUACCCUGCCCGCCCAUGGCAUCUGUGGCUCUCUCGCAUCCAGCUGCUGCCAUUAGGGAGGGGGCAGGGCCCCACAGCAGCAGCAGCCCUGGCAGCCAUACCCUACCCGCCCAUGGCAUCUGUGGCUCUCUCCUACCCUGCUGCUGCCAUCAGGGAGGGGGCAGGACAAGCAGGGGGGCUGCGCGGGUAUGGGCAGCUGCACCCGCGCUCCCAGGGGCUGGCUACAUUAGGUGAGACGGGUGGAAGUGGGAGGGAGAGGGAUGGGUGGGGCGGGGAGGGCAAGGGGGCUGAAGGGGUAUGGGCGGCUGCACCCGCGCUCCCAGGGGCUGGCGAAGCUAGGCUGCAUCUACAGCUCCGCCCUCUUCCCCAACAGAGCUCCCGAUGGUUAGGUGCUGCUCAUCUGCUACGCUGCAUCUACAGCUCGGCUCUUUUCCCCAACAGAGCUCCCGACGGCCACGUGCUGCUCAUCUGCUACGUGGGCGGCGCAGGGAACGAUUCUGUAGCUCAGAUGUCCCGCACAGACCUCAUAGCAGCAGUGGACUAUGACAUGCGCACCACGCUCCUCCAUUCCUCCGCCCCUCCACCUCUGGCGCUCGGAGUGCGUGUGUGGCCGCGUGCCGUUCCCCAGCUGAAUAUCGGCCAUCUUGCAAGAAUAGAGGCGGCGAAGAGAGGGAUCGAAGAGGCGGGGAUGGAGGGGGUGUUUCUUGGGGGAAAUUAUUUGACGGGUGUUGCUCUGAGUUGCCUGAGCCAAGUGAGCCUUUCGGGUGAAUCCAAAUCGUCGCACGUCGCUCAGAGGCACGUCGCCAGCCGUCGUGGCGCUCGCUGCGAUGCUGCGACGGCGGGGAGCGACGGGAAGCCGCGCGUGCGAUUCGCGCCGUCGCCGACGGGGAACCUGCAUGUGGGCGGGGCUCGCACGGCGCUCUUCAACUGGCUCUUCGCGAGGGCGACGGGCGGCAAGUUCGUGCUGCGCGUGGAGGACACCGAUCUGAACCGCUCCACACCGGAGUCGGAGGCCGCCAUGGUGCGCGACCUGCGCUGGCUGGGGCUCGACUGGGACGAGGGCCCGGACGUGGGUGGUCCCCUGGGUCCGUACCGCCAGUCGGAGCGCAAUGAGAUCUAUCGCGAGCUCACAGAGAAGCUGCUCGCCUCGGGCAUGGUUUACCGCUGCUUCUGCUCUGAUGAGGUGGGGAGCGGUGCUGAGAGAACGGUGGUGGGAGGAGGUCGUGGGGGAUUUGAUGAGGUGGGUGAGUUGCUAUACAAAGUGCUGCUUCUGAUGAGGCAAGGGAAGGGAGGAGGUGUGGCGCAUGAGGUGAAUGCAGGGAGGGGCGUGGUGUGCAAGCUGAACAGUCAUGAGGCUUACUCCUCUUUGCCCCCGAUCCCCCCCUCCCCAUCCCCGUCCCUCUUCGCUCCCAAUCCCCCCAUCCCUCUUCGCUCCCAAUCCCCCCAUCCCUCUUCACUCCCAAUCCCCCCAUCCCUCUUCACUCCCAAUCCCCCCAUCCCUCUUCGCUCCCAAUCCCCCCAUCCCUCUUCACUCCCAAUCCCCCCAUCCCUCUUCGCUCCCAAUCCCCCCAUCCCUCUUCGCUCCCAAUCCCCCCAUCCCUCUUCGCUCCCAAUCCCCCCAUCCCUCUUCGCUCCCAAUCCCCCCAUCCCUCUUCACUCCCAAUCCCCCCAUCCCUCUUCACUCCCAAUCCCCCCAUCCCUCUUCGCUCCCAAUCCCCCCAUCCCUCUUCACUCCCAAUCCCCCCAUCCCUCUUCGCUCCCAAUCCCCCCAUCCCUCUUCGCUCCCAAUCCCCCCAUCCCUCUUCGCUCCGCCUCCCGCGUUCCCACUGUGCAGGAGCUAGCAGCAAUGAAGGCGGAGCAGGAGGCGAAGAAGCUUCCUCCCAAGUACGCGGGCAAGUGGGCGCGUGCCAGCGAGGACGAGGUGGCUGCUGAGCUGGCAAAGGGCACGCCGCACUCGUUCCGGUUCCGAGUGCCGCCCAACAAGCUCAUCAAGAUCAACGACCUCGUGCGAGGCGAGGUGAGAAUCGCACGUGGUGUGGUGUGCAUACAUACAUACAUCGAUGAGAUGGUGAGUCGUGAGCUAGUCACGGGCUCACCUCACUCGUUCCGGUUCCGAGUGCCACCCAACAAGCUCAUUAAGAUCAACAACCUCGUGCGAGGCGAGGUGGUGUGGAACACGGACACGUUGGGCGACUUUGUGGUGCUGAGGAGCAACGGGCAGCCGGUGUACAACUUCUGUGUCACUGUGGAUGACGCCACCAUGAAGAUCUCCCACGUCAUCAGAGCGGAGGAGCAUCUGCCCAACACUUUGCGUCAGGCGCUCAUCUACGAGGCCCUGGGUCUGCCCAUGCCCACAUUCGGCCACGUGUCGCUCAUCCUCGCCCCUGACCGCUCCAAGCUCUCCAAGCGCCAUGGCGCCACCUCUGUUGGACAGUUCAAGGAUCUGGGCUUCCUACCAGAGGCCAUGGUGAACUACCUGGCGCUGCUGGGGUGGAACGACGGCACAGAGGACGAGAUCUUCACACCCUCGCAGCUCGUUGAGAAGUUCUCCCUCUCACGCGUCACCAAAUCGGCCGCCAUAUUCGAUAACGCCAAGCUGAGGUGGAUCAAUGGUCAGCACUUCCGCCAGCUGUCCGAGGAAGCUUCCACGCAGCUGCUCGCCGAGCAGUGGCACGCCAGCGGGCUGCUGGCGUCAGCAGAUGCUAGCAGCCGCACCACACAGGUGAGGGGGAUUGGGGGAGGUGGGGUGGGGAGGGGUUGUGGGGAAAGGAGGGGGAAAGUGGGGUUUAGGGCGAGCAGCCGCACCGCACAGGCAGCAGCAGCGCUGGUGCGCAAUGGGCUGGAGCUCGUUACAGAUGCGGAUGCGACACUGGAGGCACUGCUGGCAUACCCUCUCAAGGAGACACUUGCCAGUGAGGAAGCCAAGGCAGUGGUGGAGGACGGGCUUGUCGAAGUGAGGGCGGCACUGCUGGCGGAGUGGGAGAGCGGAGCACUGCUGGCAGCGGUGGAUGGCGGUGCAGCCACGUGGAAGAAGUGGAUCAAGGGGUUCGGCAAGGCCACUGGACGCAAGGUAAGGGCAGUGGUGGGGGGAGUAGCGGUGGAUGGCGGUGCAGCCACGUGGAAGAAAUGGAUUAAGGGGUUCGGCAAGGCCACUGGACGCAAGGUGAGGAAGGGGGGUGCCGCAGAAGAGGCGGUAUUGAGGAAAGGGAGUGCUGCGACGUGGAAGAAGUGGAUCAAGGGGUUCGGGAAGGCCACUGGGCGCAAGGUGAGAAGGGGGAGGGGAGGGAGAGAGGGAAAGCGUCUCUUCAUGCCCAUCCGCAUUCUCCUCACGGGGUGCAUGCACGGGCCGGACGUGGGGGAGACGCUCGCCAUGCUGCAGCACGCAGCAGCGGACAAGGCCCUGGGGCCCAAGGCACACUGCGUGGGGCUGGAGGAGAGGAUCAGCCUCCUCAGAGAUGCGGACCUUACUGCUGCUCCUGCUGGUGCUGAGGCUGUGGCUGCGAGCGUGGCGCAAUGA
This is a messenger RNA of Closterium sp. Naga37s-1, 3648 nucleotides long. The record is from the annotation of a GenBank genome assembly. Lineage: Eukaryota; Viridiplantae; Streptophyta; Zygnematophyceae; Desmidiales; Closteriaceae.